AUGGCAGGGCAUUCAGCUAGCCCCCAGGUAGUUGUAAAGACAGAGGAGCAGUCCAAUAGCGUCAUCUUCACCUACUUCCAGGGUGACAUCGGUAGCAUGGUGGACCAACACUUCAACCGUGCCCUCAGCAAGGCCAGUAAGACCAAGGCCCCAAGGGGCAAAAAGAGCCACAAGGCUGUCAAAUCUGAGUCUGACUUAACAUCUUGCCAGUGGGUUGUUCCAACCCCAUCUUGGUCUGAAGACCAUUUAGUCCCCGUGUAUGGUCACCUUCAGCUGGACGGGUCAACCUGGCUUCAGAGACCCCAUGAACCCUGA
Molecule: messenger RNA, 315 nt
Organism: Coregonus clupeaformis (lake whitefish)
Lineage: Eukaryota; Metazoa; Chordata; Actinopteri; Salmoniformes; Salmonidae
Product: transcription cofactor vestigial-like protein 1
Biological process (GO): regulation of transcription by RNA polymerase II
Cellular component (GO): nucleus
Source: RefSeq, a predicted model, not a curated record